Melampsora larici-populina 98AG31 is the source of this 975-nucleotide messenger RNA. RefSeq lists its product as uncharacterized. Bases 1 to 975 code for a protein of 324 amino acids. The record is from RefSeq and is a predicted model, not a curated record. Lineage: Eukaryota; Fungi; Basidiomycota; Pucciniomycetes; Pucciniales; Melampsoraceae. The transcript is spliced from 5 exons.
AUGGAUGAAACACAAAGACUUUUCCGCCAACUGUACCACAGUAUAACAGGCAUUCUCUUUUGCACAAUAUGGUCCCAUUGUCAAAUUUUCGCUUUGCUCAACCACCAAGAACGUCAUGCCAGAAAAGCCUUACAUCAGCGCAAAAUACCGUCGUGUAUCACCAUCCAAAGACUUACCCACCCCACGCCAUGGAGGCCAUGUUGGGCUUAUGCAUGUCCUGCUACAAAGAACACAUCACUGAUCUACAUUCCAGCCGGUGAGGAUACCGUCAAGAUACGGUGCAACACAAAUUCCGGCCAUUAUUACCGGACGUUUUAUCUCAACCAGCUCAAACACAAGAUUGCCAUGAUCAACGCUGGAAAUAAAUAUCCCAUUGAAUACAACCCCUCUGCUUAUGGACCACCGGUGAACAUUGCUGGCGCGGUUGUUGUCCGACGUGAAGAAAAAGAACGCCCCCGUACGAAACACCCCCCUCCUCAACACAAGUGCACUCGUCCAACGUUGGGCCCCACUGCCCUCAAGCACAAAGCUGCCGGUCAUGCUGGGUGUGUACGACAACAUUGCAAGUCCUGCUGUCAAACUUUUGGCACCGGCGAUUGUUAUGUACAUUCUCAGAAUGCUCAAAGCAUUGGUCAAGUCGGUAGAAUCUGCCCAGCCAAUAGCCGGGCGGUGGUAUUAAGAGCCCGUGAGGAAGCCAUCAUCCAGGCCGGUAAGCCCAGUAUUGACGAAGGCAAGGUGGUUAGUCUGCAUUUGAUUAUCAAGGACUUCCGGCCUCCAGUAAUCACCCAUAUGUUCAAGCAAUGGCCUGUUGCCAUUUUUGGCGAUCGUGAGUCACUUGUGCACCAGGCCAAAGAGGCAGCUGGCCCCACUUGGGAUGACCAUCUUCUUGUGUGGGACGAACAGGUCAGGAACUGGGUGAGUCCAAAGAUUCUGCUUCCCCAAGCCGAGUGCAAGUGCAACGUGAAAUCUUGUUGA